UCACUUAAGAACAGAACCUAGUUGUACAAGUGAAACACAACAUAACAUAGGGUGAGAGAACAAAACACAAAAAAACAAACAUACUCUGUUUUUCCAAAUGGACUCCCUCUCUCUCUUCUGCACCGGAGCCCUUCUCGCCGGCGGCCUUUAUUGGUUCGUCUGUGUCCUCGGCCCCGCCGAACGAAAAGGCAAACGCGCCACCGAUCUAUCCGGUGGUUCAAUCUCCGCCGAGAAAGUCCAAGACAGCUACAAACAAUACUGGUCCUUCUUCCGCCGUCCCAAAGAGAUCGAAACCGCAGAGAAAGUCCCAGAUUUCGUUGAUACCUUUUACAAUUUAGUUACAGAUAUUUACGAAUGGGGCUGGGGACAAUCCUUCCAUUUCUCACCUUCCAUCCCUGGUAAAUCCCACCGUGACGCCACGCGCCUCCAUGAAGAAAUGGCUGUGGAUCUCAUCGAGGUGAAACCCGGAAACAAAAUCCUCGACGUUGGAUGCGGUGUUGGUGGUCCCAUGAGAGCCAUCGCGUCUCACUCACGCGCUAACGUAGUCGGAAUCACGAUCAACGAGUAUCAAGUGAAAAGAGCGAAGCUACACAACAAAAAAGCGGGUCUCGAUUCUCUAUGCGACGUCGUUUGUGGUAAUUUCCUCGAGAUGCCGUUUCCCGAUAACAGUUUCGACGGCGCGUACUCAAUCGAAGCGACGUGCCACGCGCCGAAGCUUGAAGAAGUUUACGCUGAGAUUUUUAGGGUUUUGAAACCCGGUGCUCUUUACGUUUCAUAUGAAUGGGUCACAACAGAGAAAUUCGUAGCGGAAAAUUCUGAACAUGUUGAGAUUAUUCAAGGAAUUGAAAGAGGUGACGCUUUGCCUGGGCUUAGAAGCUACGCUGAUAUAGCUGAAACGGCUAAGAAAGUAGGGUUUGAGGUUGUGAAGGAACGGGAUCUGGCUCAGCCACCGGCUGAGCCGUGGUGGAGCCGGUUGAAAAUGGGUCGGCUUGCUUAUUGGCGUAACCAUGUUGUGGUAACUGUUCUGUCUGCAUUGGGAAUAGCGCCUAAAGGGACCGUUGAUGUUCAUGAGAUGCUGUUCAAGACUGCUGACUUUUUGACCAGAGGGGGUGAUACUGGAAUUUUCUCUCCUAUGCAUAUGAUUCUCUGCAGAAAACCUAAAGAAUCAGAGAAAUGAAUUUGUGGUGAUGGUGGUAAAGGUAUCUGAAAUUUAAAUGAAUGUUUUUUUUUAAUAAUUUUUAUUUUAUAUUAAGUUUAACUUACUGUUACUGUUUCUUUGAACCGGAUGUAAUUUGUUUUUUUUUUUUUCUUUUCAUUUUUGCAAUGUAGUUUUGUUUUGAUUUUCUUAUGCCUUUUGGAUUCUAUUUUAGCUUCAGUACUGGUAGUGUAUUUCGGAAUUUGAUUAGUUUAAAGUUGAAUUUUGAUUGUUA
This is a messenger RNA of Vicia villosa (hairy vetch), 1430 nucleotides long. RefSeq names its product 24-methylenesterol C-methyltransferase 2. Gene Ontology annotation, molecular function: S-adenosylmethionine-dependent methyltransferase activity. Lineage: Eukaryota; Viridiplantae; Streptophyta; Magnoliopsida; Fabales; Fabaceae. The record is from RefSeq and is a predicted model, not a curated record. Gene Ontology annotation, biological process: steroid biosynthetic process. The transcript has a single exon. The coding region runs from base 98 to 1177 and encodes 359 amino acids.